Colletotrichum fioriniae is the source of this 1077-nucleotide messenger RNA. RefSeq lists its product as uncharacterized. Lineage: Eukaryota; Fungi; Ascomycota; Sordariomycetes; Glomerellales; Glomerellaceae. The record is from RefSeq and is a predicted model, not a curated record.
AUGUCGGAAACCCAGCCGUCCCUCCGCGCCGUGGAGACGGUCCUCGCGAUCCCGGAGCUCCUUGAGUCCAUAUUAGUGCAAGUCGACAUGAGAACGCUCCUGGUCUCAGCGUCGCGAGUGAGCAGGACGUGGAAGGCCUUUAUGGACGGAUCACCGGCCGUCCAGCAGGCAUUAUUCUUCAAGCCAGUCUCUGUGGAUAUUUCACGGGCAGUGAUCCACGGCCUCGAGGACGGUGUGUUCCCGAGCAUACCGGAGCAAGGCGCCAUGCCAUCCCACACGACUGGUGACCGCCUAAUCAACCCCCUCCUAGCAGAGAAAUUUGACAAAUGCUUCUUCGACUUUGGACCGACGUACUCGUGUCAGCGCCGGGCCAACUCCUUUUACGAGCUCCCCUGGUCCAAAACACCGGAACCAAUCCAGACGGUCCAAGAGUACUGGGGCGGCUGGAGCCAGGUCAAGCCGGCCGAGCUCGACGAAGAAGCAGCACGAUAUCAAGAUGAGGCCAGGAAGCGAUUCACGCGCCGCGGCGCAAGUUGGCGCCGCAUGCUCGUCUCGCAGCCGCCGCCGCCGUCGUUGGGAUACAUGCGCUUCGACGUCUGCAGUCUCGCGCUGGAAGAGCAAAAGGUCGCGAGUUCUCUGAUCCAGCAGCCGGCGCUCCCCUCAGCUUCCCUCUCGAAUGCUGCGGAACCACAAGCACCAUGCAACGGCGUGCGGAUGGGAGAGCUCUACGACAUCGUCCAGCACGCGGCCGGGCACCACGGGCGGCACUCACUCUGGUUCAGGGUCCUCUGGGGCAAGCCGACGACGCACUUUGCCUUUUCGCACGUCAAGGAUGUGUUUGACAGGCUGAUGGCGCGGGCGAGCGUCGUCGUGGAGUUGAUGCAUGCGGACGAUACGUCUCUCCCCAAUCACCCGCAGGACCCGUCGGAUGUGGGUGUGUUUGAUGCUGCUUUCCGGUGCGAGGAGCAUCGCGAGGUAAAGUUUGAGACGGAGCAUACGUGGGGGGAGGCUGUUGAGUUUCCUCACUUUCAUCCGCGGUAUGUUGUUUGGCAUUGGAAGUUGAUGGAGGUUGAAUAG